GAAGUGACGUGCAAGUAGCGGCGCCGAAAGUGACGUAUGGCGGCGCCGCCGGAAGUGGAGUGAAUUUGACUGCACAGCCCGGGACCGGGGCUCCCCUGCAGACUGGGGGUCGGUGCGGAGCCCUCCGGCCGGUAUGAGCUGCAGGAUGUACGCAGGGCUGCAGGAGAUCGGGAUCGCCAACGGGGAGGACCUGAAGGAGACGCUGACCAACUGCACCGAGCCCCUGAAAGCCAUAGAGCAGUUCCAGACAGAGAAUGGGGUCCUGCUCCCCUCCCUGCAGUCAGCGCUGCCGUUCCUGGACCUGCACAGCAUCCCCCGGCUGGAGUUCCACCAGACUGUGUUUGAUGAGCUACGAGAGAAGCUACUGGACAGAGUGUCCGUCAUUGCGGCCGAGGGGAAAGAUGAAGACAGGUACAAGAAGUUGGAAGAGCUGCUAGAAAAGUGUUUUGCGCUGGUUAAGAUGCCGUCCAUCCAGCCGGUUGUCAUGUGUGUGAUGAAGCACCUGCCCAAGGUGCCUGAGAAGAAGCUGAAGCUGGUGAUGGCGGAUAAGGAGCUGUACAAAGCCUGCGCGGUGGAGGUAAAGCGGCAGAUCUGGCAAGAUAACCAGGCCCUGUUCGGCGAUGAGGUCUCGCCCUUGCUGAAGCAGUACAUCCUGGAGAAGGAGAACCUGCUGCUGAACAGUGAUCUCUCUGUGCUGCACAACUUUUUCAGUCUGUCCCCCAAAACCAGGCGCCAGGGGGAGGUGGUGCAUAAACUGACUCAAAUGAUCGGGAAGAACGUCAAGCUGUAUGAUAUGGUCCUGCAGUUCCUGCGCACCCUCUUCCUCAGGACCCGAAACGUUCACUACUGCACCCUGCGCGCAGAACUUCUCAUGUCCUUACAUGACCUGGAUGUCAGCGAGAUCUGCUCCGUGGAUCCCUGCCACAAGUUCACCUGGUGCCUAGACGCCUGUAUCCGGGAGAAGUUUGUAGACGCGAAGAGAGCGCGGGAAUUGCAAGGGUUUCUCGAUGGAGUGAAAAAGGGUCAGGAACAGGUGUUGGGGGACUUGUCUAUGAUCCUGUGCGACCCAUUCGCCAUCAACACGUUAGCUGUAAGCACCAUCCGCAACCUGCAGGAGCUGAUCAGCCAGGAAUCCCUCCCACGGGACAGCCCAGAGCUCCUCCUGCUGCUCAGGAUGCUUUCCCUGGGACAUGGUGCUUGGGACAUGAUAGACAGUCAAGUGUUCAAAGAACCCAAGCUGGACUCCGAGCUGAUCACCAAAUUCCUCCCUCUGCUGAUGUCGCUAGUGGUCGACGACUACACGUUUAAUGUGGAACACAAGUUACCAACAGAGGAGAAGGUUCCCGUCACAUACCCCAGCACCCUACCGGACGUCUUCACCAAGUUUUUGCAUGAGAACAGGAUUGCCUGUGAGGUGGGACUGUAUUACCUGCUGCACAUCACCAAGCAGAGGAACCGGAACUCUCUCCUCCGCCUGCUGCCUGCAAUCAAGGAGACGUACAAUGACACGGCGUUUACAGACAUCUUCCUGCACCUCUUCACCGGUAACCUGACGCUGCUGUCCGAGGAGUUUGGAUCAGAGGAAUUCUGCAGCCACAUCUUCGAGGGCUUCUUCCUUACAGCCUGCACCAAGAAGGAUAACAGCCACCGGUUUGUGCUCCGCCUGCUGCUUCACCUCCACCACAAAGUAGCACCCUCCAAGCUGGAGGCCUUACAGAAGUCCUUGGAGCCUUCCAAAACCAGCGGAGAGGCGGUGAAGGACCUUUAUAACCAGCUGGGUGAGAAGGUGCAGAAGAAAGCCAGCCCGCCUGCCGCAGAGCCGGAGCCCCCAGCCAUGGACUUGACCGUGCAGAACGUCACCACCCCUCCCGUUGUGUGAUUCCCUGCACAGCGCAGUUAGCUGUUGUAGAUAUGACGGAGCGCGUUACUGACAUUCUCCCCCCCCUCGUGUAUUAGAUGACAUUGUCCUGCUAUUUAAACAAGUCUCCCGUGCUUUGAGAAUAAUGGAGGUUUCCCGUGUAGAGUCGGGAAAAGGAAAGCAUUACGCUAUACCGUAGAUCGGCACGUGGCUGGUCAUUAGAGUCACUGGGGCUAUUUACCUUGUGUAAAAACCUUUUUUGUUUCUUUUUACAAUACAGGAAUAAAGUUUUUGUUACAAUUGUACAA
Messenger RNA from Pseudophryne corroboree (corroboree frog), 2166 nucleotides. RefSeq names its product negative elongation factor complex member B (gene NELFB). The record is from RefSeq and is a predicted model, not a curated record. The transcript is spliced from 13 exons. The coding region runs from base 134 to 1879 and encodes 581 amino acids. Gene Ontology annotation, cellular component: NELF complex; nucleus. Lineage: Eukaryota; Metazoa; Chordata; Amphibia; Anura; Myobatrachidae. Gene Ontology annotation, biological process: negative regulation of transcription elongation by RNA polymerase II.